AGAAGGUCACAUUUGCACUCACGGCAACAGGACAGGAUUCAAAACACUGUCGUCGACCCUGAAACGAGCAACAUGAGUGCCUUUGGCUCUUCUUCUGGCUUUGGGUUUGAUUUUACGGAGAAGAGCAGCGACAGUGUUGGGAAUUUGCGGAGUUUGAUCACACAGAGUCAUCUCGGACUGAUAGAGCUGCAGAGAGAGACGGAACAGGAGAUUAUACGUGUCAAACAGCAGCUGAGGUCAGUGCAGCUACAGCAGAAAAUCUUGUGCUGUGAUACACCAGGUCCAGAGACUCUGCAGACAGAGGCUGAAAAGAGCACAAACACAGAGACUUGUACUUGCUUCUCAGGGAACAAGCGUGAGCUGCCUAGGUGCAUUGUGGGUAAAGCGGCCCACGUUGAGUGCCUACGCUUUCGAGAGCAAGCCCUCGUCGCUCUGCUGAGCAUGCUAGGAGAAGACAUCCAGAGGUACCGACAAGAAAGCACGAGACUGGACCACCUCACCGACAGGCUGACCAACGGCAUGCCAGGGAAGAGUCAGCUGGACACUAGCAUGGGAACAGACACCAAAGACUCUUUGCGUAACUCCGCCCCCGAACUUUCAAACGGACACGUCGAGGGUCGCACCAACAUGGAGGACGAGGAGAAGAACUGGAGAGCCAAUACAAAAACCUCGCUGGUGAAGGGGACCAAUCUGAGGCGCUCAGGAAGCGUGAAAGACCUCAUUCACAAGUUCUCCGUUUCCGACGGCGAUGGGCUGACAUCGCCCAAUGGCAGCCCCACACUUUUGGUCAAAAGAGGUCAUGAUGCGGUUAGAGUUAAAGACGGGAUGGAAAGCGUGAAAGAGCGUGAAAGUCCAGCUCCUGCUGUAAUGAUUACGCCCCCUAUUGGUUCUGGAGACCAAGGCCCUCCGCCUAACGGCCCGGACUUUCAGUUUGACAGAGAAAAGCAGCUGGACAGGCCUCCGUCUGAAGAUGAGCCGGGUACCCCUAAACGCCCCCCAAAUCCAAAAUACCAGUUGUUCCUGGGCACCGAUCGUGUUGGGAAUGGUGCCAGCGGACCGGGUGGACCCCUGGGCGCUGGGGCAAAUGGAACCAUCUCCAAAGCCUCAAUAACCCGCCGUUCAAUGGAGUCCUUGGUGUCUAAAGACUGGGACAGCAAUUCUGACAAGACUGAAAGUCCUCCCAGAGUUUUCAACAGUCCCUACUCCACCGUCUCCAUAGAGUACAACCCUGCGAGCAGAAUGUCUGAAUACAAGAGUCCUGAGUUGAUGUCUCCAGCAACAUCUGAGCUGAAUUUGUUUGGCCUGAACCGCAGCUCGAGCCCUGUGUCCACGCCCACCCUGCAGUCCCCUCGCCCACGCUUCUCUGCCUACGACUCACUCACCAGGAGACGAGAUCAGACUCCUCCGUCUCAGCUGUUAAUGAGGAACAACUUACCCAACAAACGGGAUUACAUCGAAGAACUGACCAAACAGCUGGACACCUGUCAGAGAAGGAACCAGUUCCUGGAGGCCGAAAGCAUCGAGCUGGAAAGGGAGCGCACUCAGAUCCGCUUCGAAAUGAGAGGCUUGUUGGUGAACAACGAGGACCUGCUGCGUAUGAACACUCAGCUGCAGGGGGACCUGAAGAGGAUGAGGGACAGGAUUGUGGAGCUGGAGAGCAACAACAACGUCAUGGUGGAGCGCUUCAGACAGAUGGAGGUGGAACUGAAAGAGGCUCGAGAGGUGAUGGUGGAAGCAAACACUCAGGAAUAUGCCUUCAACUUCCUGCAGCAGUCGCUCAAAAACAAGAUCCAGGACGCUGAGGAAGCCCUGGAGAAGCAGACGCAGCACGCGCAGAUGCUGUCGGAGAAACUGUGGCUGACCGAGAGGAACCUGGAAGAACUGGAGCUGGAGAAAGAGACGAAAGGGAAGAAGGCAGUGGAGCUCGGCACUAACGUACAGAAAUUAGAGACAGAGCUCGCUGAGGCUCUGCAGCAGGCGUCCCAGGCCAACGCUGAGCUGAGCCUGCAGCAGAAGCUGAGGGUGGACGCCCAGCUGAGAGUGGAGGAGCUGGAGGAGAGCAUACUGGAGAAAGACCAGGAGGUGCUCCGCCUCCAGCAGAUCGUCAGCCGCCUACAGGGAGAGGUGUCCGAUAAGCUGCUGGAGAAGGAGCAUUCUCUGGAGGAGGAGAUCCAGCUGAGGGAGAAGGCACAGCUGCAGUGCAAACAGGCUGAGAGGAUGGUGGAGGAUUUACAGAUGGAGCUGCAGACCGUCACACAGAACAGAGAUGACCUGUCCAAACAGGUCAAACAAGCACAGGAAAAGCUGAUUGAUCUGGAAACUGAUCUGGAGGAGAUGCAAGAGAACGAGCAGAGAUGGGCCGGCAAACACAAGAAAGCGCUAGAACAGUGUGAACAGCUGCAGCUGAAACUGAUCCAGGAGAAAGAUCUCAAUGACAAAUUGGAGUGUGAGAAGGUCAUCCUGGAGAGACAGAUCCGAGAGCUGAAUGGUGAGAUUGAGGAGCUGCAGAACAACAGAGUUCAUGAACACGUGAUCACUAAAGCGGAGAGCAGAGCUAAAGAACUGGAGAACGCGCUCAGAGCUGAGGAGAGGAGCAAAGUGGGGCUGAAUAACACCAUCACUAAGCUGGAGAGGAAGAUUAACGAGCUCACAGAACAGCUGGACGAGGAGCACCGGCUCUCCAACGAGCAGAAAGACCUGAUGACUCAGCGGAUGCGCUCUCUGAAGAGGCAGCUGAACGAGGCCGAGGAGCAGGCCGGUCGGCGAGAUAGCCAGUACAGACACACUCAGAGAGAGCUGGCGGAGGAAAGAGAGACCACCGCACGGCUGCAGAAACAGCUGAUGGACCUGCAGCUGCAGAUGAAACGGAAGGGUUCGAUGAUGAUGAGGCAGACGCUGGAAAGCCUCAAACUGGACCUGAGCGGGGACGAGGAGGAUGAUCCUAAACCCGCGGAGACCAGCUCAGCGCAGAACUGAGACAAACACGAACUGUUCAGCCUAGAACUACUGAAUGUACGACAGCCAAAUACAGCUUAAUCCACUUCGACUCGGACAGACUGCGGCAAAUUACAGGACGUACGCCCAAAAUUGAUGGGUGACCCAAUGAGGAACCGAUUCAGACCAAUGGAUGGUACAUAAAGAACACCUACCCAGAACCAGUGAUGAUGCACCACCACCAGUUAUGGCCAAAUCAAACCGACGCAAACACCAAAACAGCGGAGGGGACCACGUUAACCACUAUUACGCGUUGAAAUGUAAUGUUUAAAGGACAAUAUAUGCAUGUAGCAGUCUUUGCAUCUGGGAAGUUAAGACUUGGUUCGUUUGGGGAUUAUCAUUGCUAACAGACUCUUAAAUGUACAGUGUUUUAAGUACAGAGGAUAAGCUUACCUACGGUUUAGCAGGGGGUGAGAGGUGAUAUAUUUCGCUGCCAUAGCCGCAUGCAUGCCGUGCAAUCUUCGAAACAUGCAGCAUUUAGCUUUUAACUGUAAAGAGGAAGGUCUUAUUUAAUUUAACCUGUUCCCUUUCUUCCUUUCCCUUUUCUUUCCUGAUGGUGCAGAUGAUAAUGAGAGUAAUGUACAUAGUUAUUUUGCAAUCAUUGUAAUGAACAGAUUUGUACUUAUUUUAGCACGCUAAGGCACUAAAGCUAAAGUGAGGUGACCAUUUUAUUAAUGGACUUUGGGAUCUUUAGGCUAUUUAUUGUACCGUGGACUAGAGAAUAAACAUGAUAUUAGACAAGAUAUUCGCUCUCAGCUUACGAGAGAUUCAGUCCACAAAGGUGUCAUUUCCAAUGGACUUUGCAUCACACUUAAGCCAAUACGCUAGCUUGACCCCAAAACCUUCAUUUCAUAGUUAGCAACAUUAGCAUUUCUGGGUGUAGGUGCAAAGCUUCCCUGAACUAAGAUGGUAAUCUUAGCCCAAUUGAACUGUUCUUGUUCUUUUCCAUGUGCAUUAAAGGAAUAGUUAAACCAAAAA
Messenger RNA from Colossoma macropomum (tambaqui), 3972 nucleotides. Its product is annotated as cingulin-like protein 1. The transcript is spliced from 20 exons. The coding region runs from base 73 to 2976 and encodes 967 amino acids. NCBI's taxonomy places the organism in Eukaryota, Metazoa, Chordata, Actinopteri, Characiformes, Serrasalmidae. Gene Ontology annotation, cellular component: myosin complex. The record is from RefSeq and is a predicted model, not a curated record.